UUUUGGGAGGAAAGAACAUGGUGACCACAACCCUUUCGAUGGUCCUAACGGGCUGCUGGCUCACGCUUACCCGCCGGGCCAAGGCAUCGGAGGAGACACGCACUUCGAUGAGGACGAGCACUGGAGCAAAGAUUCAUCAGCUUACAAUCUGUUCAUCGUGGCAGCACAUGAGUUGGGCCACGCCCUCGGCAUGUCGCACUCCACAGACUCGGGCGCCCUCAUGUACCCCAUCUAUUCGUACGCGACAGGGUACCCUCUUGCCGAGGAUGAUGUUAAAGGCAUCCAGGCACUAUAUGGCCCCAACCCAGACCACAAGAAAAUCAAGCCGAAGCCAGACGCCCCUCAAAAAUGUGACCCCACUUUGAGCUUUGAUGCUGCUACAGAACUCCGAGGAGAAACCAUCAUCUUCAAAGACAAGUGAGUCCAUGCGCAAACAGACUGAAU
Hippocampus comes (tiger tail seahorse) is the source of this 444-nucleotide messenger RNA. Its product is annotated as collagenase 3-like. The transcript has 4 exons. The coding region runs from base 191 to 421 and encodes 76 amino acids. Lineage: Eukaryota; Metazoa; Chordata; Actinopteri; Syngnathiformes; Syngnathidae. The record is from RefSeq and is a predicted model, not a curated record. Gene Ontology annotation, cellular component: extracellular matrix. Gene Ontology annotation, biological process: proteolysis. Gene Ontology annotation, molecular function: metalloendopeptidase activity; zinc ion binding.